This is a messenger RNA of Cladocopium goreaui, 1847 nucleotides long. NCBI's taxonomy places the organism in Eukaryota, Dinophyceae, Suessiales, Symbiodiniaceae. The record is from the annotation of a GenBank genome assembly.
GGAAAUCUUUAGCGUGGCUGGUUUGAGCCAUGUCGUGUAGCAGGAACCAUAGUUGAGGGAGCAGCUUGUGCUUGUGGUGCCCGAUGGCGGGCGCAACGAGCCUGACUGACUUCAAACAGCUUGCUCUACUGGGUGAAGGAGCAUAUUCGGCAGUCUAUAAGGUCCUUCGACUCGCAGACAAUGAAAUCUAUGCGUUAAAGAAGGUGAAACUGCCGUCUCUUUCCGACAAAGAGAAGCAAAAUGCGCUCAAUGAGGUGCGGCUUCUUGCUUCUGUGAAACAUCCCAACGUUGUGGCGUACAAAGAAGCGUUCUGGGAUGACAAAACACGAUGCCUUUGCAUUGUUCAGGAGUGUGCUGACGGAGAUCUCCUUCAGCAAAUCAACAAGUGUAAGCAGGAACGUGCAUAUCUUCGCGAGGCUGACAUUUGGCGAUAUCUCGAUGGUAUGUGCCAGGGCUUGAAGGCUCUUCACGAUAUUCGCGUGCUUCAUCGUGACAUGAAGUCAGCGAACGUCUUUUUGAGUCAUACUCGAGAUGGCACCAUCGCAAAGCUUGGAGACUUUAAUGUGUCCAAGGUGGCCAAGCGAGGUCUUUGCAUGACGCAAACAGGAACACCCUACUACGCCUCACCAGAGGUUUGGCGGGACAUGCCGUAUGAUGCCAAAAGCGACAUGUGGUCAUUAGGUUGCAUCCUCUAUGAGAUGGUUGCUCUCCGACCACCUUUUCGAGCGGAAGAUAUGGAAGGGCUGUACCGCAAAGUCGUUCGUGGGCAAUACCCACGAAUUCCUGCCCACUACAGUCAAGACCUUGCAGAUGUAAUUGCUGCGCUACUGCAGGUUCAUCCCCGCAAUCGCCCAGCCGUAGAUCAGCUGUACCAAAUGCCCCAGAUGGCCAGACACUGUGGUGGACUUCCACGAGAGGAGAAAUUCACCUCAGACCUGCUCUCAACCAUCAAGCUUCCAAAGAAUGCGAUUGAUUUAAGUGGCUGCUUGCCAAAGCCCCGCUAUCAAGUGGAUUUGCGGGACGCUCUUUUGCCAGAAGAGUCUGAACGCUUUGAAGACAGCCCUGAACGACAAGUGCCACGACGCAUGCCCUCAAGUGAGCAGGGACAAGGUCUCCCUCCGCUGCCGAACAGGGGCACGAGAGUCAGCGGCAGUUCUGGUGCUGGAUUGCGUGCCGAGGAAGCUGGUGACAGUCUGGAUGCAUACUUACAGCAGCGCAUUGACGGCCGUGAUGACGCAAGUCGAGCUCCACGGCGUCCGCAGGAGAUUGCUCCCUCUCGUCCUGAGAGUGGCAGCGUCGCUCCGAGUGCCUAUCAGGCAAGUGCGGUUCCAAGCCGGCAACCGCGGCUACCUGCAGUAGGAGAAUCUCGAGGAGCAUCGUUGAAUCCACACUACAAUGCUCCAGGGCAAAGGCAACGUGAAGCAAGGAGGCCAAUGUCCAUUUACUCGAGGCAGCAGUAUGAUUCAUCGCAGCCUCCAGGGCCUUCUGGGGCUCGUCCGGACAGAGACGACAGACCUCCAAAGGAAUCAGGUGCCAAGAAGCGCUCCCUCAUUCCGAGGCUUUUCUAGUCCAUGGCGGCUUGUAGCCGACGAGCAUUCUGUGCAUGCCCUGUUUUCACCUCGCGUUUCAUGCGCCUUGGCACUGCCUUGGCACUGGCGAACCAAUGAGAUCAAAUUGAGAUCAAAUUGAGAUCAGAGAUCAAAUACGGAUUGUGUACAGAUUGGCGCGUGGAGUGUGCUCUCCUGCACCUGACCAUCAGGGAUUUGUAUGUGGAAUAGUCGAAUAGUCCUUGACUUACGCAACACUCCAAAGGAGAGAGGCGGCAUCUAACAAAAUGAUUCAAAAUG